CAAGAAUUCUAUUGUUUCACAUUGCAUCGAAGUGGGAGCUAAUAUUAAAAUUUGUGAUUACAUUCUAAAAUAUCAAGAUCAUGACUUGACAGUUAAUUUUAAUGUCAAUAGCUUAAAUACAUAAGCUGUCCUAUAAUUACAAAACUAGAUAAUGUUACAUUAUCUAAUCUAUUAAUUUACACACACUAUAUGACACUUGGUGGCAUUGGCAAAAUCCCUUUAGGUCAACAUAGACUCCAGCUAGUGUCAAACAGUUGCAAGAUUUCAUCUUUCUCCACCUUCCCUUUCUUGUUUCUAUGGACACUAUCUUGAUCACUGGGUACAUGUAGUCCUCUCUUGUCUUCUUCUUCUUCAUAGCUCAUGGUUUUAAGAUAAUUGUCCAGAGGAACGAUUCCAUGUUUCUUUACUUUAGCAUUAUUAAAGACUUCACUGUCUCCAUCUUUCACCCCUUUAGUUAGAACUUCCUUGUAGCUGCACUUUCCUGAUCCAUUCAUACUAGACAUAUCUGUACAAUCCAUUUUAGUACUGUCCGACGGGGAUGAACUCUCUGGACUUGAUACCAUUACCGGUCCCCGUUUGCCUUUUGUGCAUUGAAGAGCGGGAAAUGGUGAAUCAUGUGUUUGGAAUGACGCAUUCUCAGACGCACUAAUCUCGGUUUUCUUAGUGCGUCUGACAUGGUUACGGUCAUUACAACCCAUGUCAACGGUUAUCUCCUUUUCUUUCGUGUUUUUAGAACCCCAAUGAGUGAGAGCUGAAACCAGAAAACUUAGCCAUGCUAUCAAAUGGACUAAUGCCCAAUCAAGAAAUGGCACCCGGUGCAUUAGUACUGGGAACUUAUUCAUUAAUGUCGCUUCGAAUACUGUCGGAAGGCGGUCGACCACAUUGGCGAGUUCGUGAAUCUUGUCGAAUAUAGGUGUUAGUCGAGGAAAAGCCGUUUCGGUUAUCGUCUCGGAUUUCAGGAUACAUUCAUCUGCUAUAUACAAGAGAAUUGAUAGCCAUUGGAUUUGGAAUCCAUAUUUAAAGGGAAGUGCACAAGUUGAUAAAGAUAUAAUUUUCUUUGACAGUGGUCCUAUUGGCGCCUUCAGCUCUUGCAUUCUUUUGCAGAUAAUUUGAGCUAUUGCUAAGAAUGAAGUUCCACAUGUUCGUAAUAGACGACACCUUGACAUUUUUUCCUCCAAAGUCCAAAGUUGAUGUUUAAAUGUUUUAUGCAAUCAAUAUAAUCAUCAACCUGUUCAUGAUAAUUGUAAGUGUAAAUUCAAGGUUCAUGAAAGUAAGUGAAUAAAUGCAGGCAAAAAAUGCAAAAAUAUAUUAUUAAUACUUGGAUUCUAUUGUAAAAUACCAACCUAGCUAGAUAGAAAAAGAAAUCAAAAUUCUUUUUUAUGAAUGGGAAUUAGAGUUUGCACUGCUUUUUCAUCCAAAUUUUAGUUUAUGACACAUUUUUGAAACCAUUUGCACCAAAACAAAAAAAAAACUACUCCAUCCGUUCCACAAUUACAUUCCCAGAUUGACCUUUUCAAUAAUUUGAAUCUAAAUAUCUCACAACAUAUACUUAUAACAUCUAUAAUAAAUUAAAAUUUAAAUCAUAUAUAGUGCAAUAAAAUAUAUGAAAUUGAUAUUGUGUGAUAAAGUAAUGUAAAUUUUGAAAAAUUAAUGGUCAAAAUUAUGAAAUUUGACUCAUAAAGUCAAAUUGGGAAUUUAAUUGCAGGACGGGGGUAGUAUUAAAAUUGGGAUGCAAACUCCAACUUCAAAGAAUAAAAUUGUGAACUAUAACAUUUUGGGGGUGCAACUACAUUGAUUUUAGAAAUGAGGUAAAAACUCAAAAUUGGAAGAAAAAUGGGAGUGCAAACACUAAUUCUUAGGAAGCAAGAGGAACGCUGUUGUCAUAUGAUGAAAAGAAAAAAAUGUGAGGGAGGAAUAUGCUUAAUACCUUUGGAAAUCCUUUUCUUCUAAAGGGGAUGAGAGAGUUGUGGUUUGUCCAUUUUAUACGCGCAAGUUGUAGAAAUGCAUACUAUUUCUAUCCAGAAAGAAUUGAAUGGUGAAACUUAGCAAGUCAAACCUAUACCUCUCUUUUAAAGAAUGGUAAUUAUGAAUUUUGAGUAUGAUCCCAAAAUUGUUGUUUCAGAUUGUGGAAUGGGACAUAAUGGGGGUGUUAGGUAGGGGUGUGCAUAAACCGGUCCAGACUGUAUUUUGGACCUGAACCGGACCGGAAUGGACCGGUCCGGGGUAUACAGGUCCGGUCUCCGGUCCAUUGAAAAUUGAGAUUCCGGGUUCCGGUCCGGUCCGAGUCAAACCCGAAAAAAAGCAGGUCCGGACCGAUAACCCGGUUAUUACUAUUAUUUUAUCCAUAUUAGUGUAACAAUGUUAAUUGGGUUUGGGGCGGCGUAGCCCAAUAGGAAUAAUUGUAAAGUUGUACACUUGUACCGGUUGGACUUUUCAUAUUUCUGAGGUGGAGAACCUAAUAUACUCGCAUCCUCUUACCGUCGUACCUCUUUCAAGUUUCAAAGGUUCUGUUGCAGCUCGGCCAUAUCCAAUUCUUCUCAAGCUUAUACUAUUCUACUACUAUGAAUCCGUGAGCCUGUGAGACCUCUCCCUGCUUUUUAUUUUUUUUGGACGAACCUGUAAAUAUAUAUCAUCCGAAAAAUAACAUGUACACAUGCGUCCAAAACUAUAAGGCAACCUACCAACAAGGUUGAUCACCAUCUAAUCAGGCAAGACACACCCAAUAAAGGGUCGGUCCAAAAAACAACCAAGACAAAAAAGCCAUAAGAGGGUGUUGCAAGAUGCACACACCAAAAGUUCAAAAGAACAUACACUAACUGUGGCUAAAGAAAUAAAAAAGUGAUCAAAUCAUAAGGGUAGAUGUUGUAGAGGAUCUUGUAAACCACGUGCUUGAUCUUUGCUACCACAUCGUCUUCAGUCUUCGUAAUAUCAUCAAAGCGAUAGGCAUUCCUAGUAUGCCAAACCCAAUAAAUCGUCGCACAAAAAGCCAAGCGAACUGCUUUUGAUUUGAUGAGUGCACCUUCAUGGUCUUUCCUAAUCCACUUGAUUGCUUUCUCCAAGGUGGUCAUCUGUUUUGUAAUCCCAAUCCAGUCCCUUAUCUUCGUCCAAAUACUGCACACAAAAGAACAAACAAAGAAAAGGUGUGGUGUAGUUUCUAAACUACCCUUACAAAGGUCACACCAGUUAACCAUAUUAAGAUAGGAAAGAUUAUCUUGAGUUGGUAACCGAUUCCGGAAAGCAAGCCAAACGUUGAAAGAGAAUUUAGGGGGAAUGUACCCCUUCCAAAUAAAAGGCAUCCAAGGUCUAGCCGUCCCCUUAGUGCGUAGUAAAUCAUAAACCUUUGCCGAGAUGAGUUUGUCGUUGUUACACAUAUUGUUCAAAGUCAUAACAGCCUCGUUGGUGUUGUGGAAUUUCUGGGAGAUCCUAUUACGAAUAAGGCAAAGCUUCUUCAUAAGCUGGGAGUCCCGGUUGUGUGGGGAAAAAUCCCACACACUUUUUCCUUUAAGAUAAACGCCAUUAACCCAUCGGACCCAAAGGGUGUCUUCUUUUUUGUGAAUAUUCCAAAGAGUACGCGCAAGAAGAGCCUCAUUCCAGACUUUAGCACAAUGAAUUCCAAGGCCACCCUCAUUCUUUGGGAGGCAAAUGUCAUCCCAUGACACUUUUGCAUACUUACCACCCCAAACAAAAAUCCUACAAAUAGACACGAUCCUGUCCAAAAUAGCUUGGGGAACCGGGAAAACCUGAAGCCAAAAAGAUUGUAAGCCUUGUACAACCGAUCGAAUGAGUUCGAGCUUACAGGCAUAAGAUAUAGAUUUUGCAUUCCAAGCGUUCAAGAAGUCCAUUAUAGUAUCCAAUAGUGGAGAGUAUUGGGCAACAGAAACCCGAAGAGGUGCAAACGGUAUACCCAAGUACUUGACGGGGAAGGUCCAUCGUCCAAAAUCAACCAAGUCGAGGAUAUUUGAAAUAUCAUAGUCUGAAACACCACCAAUAAAAAUGCUAGAUUUACCAUGGUUAAUUUUGAGGUCGGAAGUGUCCCCAAAUUCUUCAAGAGCUUUCACCAAGAUAUUGAUAGAAUGAACAUCGCCCCUUGAGAAUAGCAUAAGAUAGUCGACAUAUGUCAAAUGUGUAAUAGACAGAGAGGAACAAAGGGGUGGUAAUUAAACCCCGAAACCUUCGUUUUCAUCUUCACCAAGCAUGAAAAAUAUUCAAGACAAAGGACAAAUAAAAGGGGGGCAUCGGAUCCUCUUGUCGGAUACCCGAAGAGGGGAGAGUAUUGGGCAACAGAAACCCGAAGAGGGGCAAACGGUAUACCCAAGUACUUGACGGGGAAGGUCCCUCUUGCCGUUAAAGAAGUCCAUUAUUCAAGACAAUAGUGGAGAGUAUUGGGCAACAGAAACCCGAAGAGGGGCAAACGGUAUACCCAAGUACUUGACGGGGAAGGUCCCUCGUCCAAAAUCAACCAAGUCGAGGAUAUUUGAAAUAUCAUAGUCUGAAACACCACCAAUAAAAAUGCUAGAUUUACCAUGGUUAAUUUUGAGGCCGGAAGUGUCCCCAAAUUCUUCAAGAGCUUUCACCAAGAUAUUGAUAGAAUGAACAUCGCCCCUUGAGAAUAGCAUAAGAUAGUCGGCAUAUGUCAAAUGUGUAAUAGACAGAGAGGAACAAAGGGGGUGGUAAUUAAACCCCGAAACCUUCGUUUUCAUCUUCACCAAGCAUGAAAAAUAUUCAAGACAAAGGACAAAUAAAAGGGGGGCCGUAUUCCUUUUGACGAUGGCAUGAAAAUACUUGGAGCUCUUAUCCGCUUCCAAAAUAUGAGUGGGCUUUGCUUUUUGUUGAUAGAAGCUAGUUUCGACUUCUUUCAAUAAAAUGGAUCUCUUCUUAGCAAGCAUAAGAUCAUUAGUGACCUCCUCAUCCAAAGGGGAAGUUAAGGACAGUUUAAGGAGUCUUUUAUACUCCUCCUUAGCUUCCUUCGCCUUCCUAGAAAUAUGGCCGAAGUCUUAUUUGUUAAGCUAUUUGAGGGGCCCUUUAAGGAGCUUUAACUUCCUACACAAAGAAAAUUGUGCCGUGCCCCCAAUAUGUUGAUUCCAAAACUACGCCAAAAUGUUCGAAAAAUCAUGGUGUUUAAGCCACAUAUUAAAAAAUUGAAAAGGCUUAGCUCGCUUUGAAGACUCUUGGAGCAUGGUCACAACGGCGGCCGUAUGAUCAAAUUCCGCAUCCAUCUCACAAAAGUGAGCCUUGCAAUCAACAUUCUUUUGAGCCCAAAACGAAUUUAGAAGGACCCUGUCAAGCUUUGCCCAUAGCGUUCCUUUGUUCCAUGUAAAAAACUCCCCGGUAGAGGGUGCAUCACAAACACCGACGUAAGCUUUAAAGUCAAUAACAUACUUCAUGAAAUAAGCAUUAGGGGGGGUGAACCCACCCUUUCUGUGGGAGAGGAAACACAAUUAAAAUCGCCAAUCACCAUCCAAGGAUCGGUGAUAAGACUCCCAACCUGUGCAAGAUGCUCAAAAAGCCCCCUACGCUCAACAAUAUGUAAAGAGCAUAAUCGAAAGUGAUAAAGGACAGGGAUUGGGUGGUUUUACAGAUACACUUACAGUGGAUAUGUUGUUUCACCACCUCAAUAACCACACAAUCAAUAAAAUUCGGGUUCCAAAUGAUCCCCAUCCGACCACCGGUGAUAUGGUCAAAGUUUGUAAUAGACAACCACUCGGGCCAUCUAUUAUUUACCAUGUUCCCAAAACUGAUGGUGGACAUCUUUGUCUCAAGUAAACAAGCAAUCGAAAUAUUAUUAGUAUGCAUAAUAUUAAAUACGGAAUUUUGUUUUGAGAUCUUACCGAGCCCUCUCACAUUCCAAGUAAGCACACACAUAAAUCAAGUGAGAUGAAGGUCUCGGAGGUGUUGCCUGUGUCAUUAGGCGCCUUCUUCUUCUUCAACACUUCACCAAUUGGCUCUUUUUCCUUCCUAGCGAGGAACUUCAAGUUGUGCCUAGCAUUUAUAUAAAAAAAAACUAGCAAUUUAGGAAUAAAAAUCAGUUUAUUAAUGGCAUACCAUUGUUUUGAGCGCACACCACCGGGGAGAGAGACAUGACAAGGAUCCACAAAGUUAAUUCCCGGGACAUCCGAAUCUGAUUCUUUCCGAAAAUCCAUUCCAAUUCGAACAACCUUUAGGUAGCUUUUUAGUUGAUGCUUUUUCUUGACGUAUGCCACAAAGUUAAUUCCCGGGACAUCCGGAUCCGGUUCUUUCCGGAAAUCAUUCCAAUUCGAACAACCUUUAGGUAGCUUUCUAGUUGAUGCUUUUUCUUGACGUAUGCCACCUGUACGCCCUCCUCACCGGGUUCAAAAUUAGUGACAAUAUCAUCCGGCUCCAUUUCAUGGACGCUAAGGAGUCUUCUUCCUUCCCAUUCCUACUCACUUUCUGUGUUAUAUUUUUGAACCGGGAACUUCUUCUUGUGGUCAAUCAGUUUUCCAUUAUUCUUUUGGAGCAAAGGAAAAACCGGCAUAAUUAUGUCUUUUUCCCCAGCCACCACUUCCAGAUUCGCACUCCCUUUCUUCUUCGUAAGCAUAUGCCGAGGUGGAGGGAGGUUAUGAGAGACAGGUUCGUCAUCACUUGAGCCCUCCUUUUCUUUAUUAGAAAUAUGCCCACCACUAGUAGCAUUGGCAUUGUUUUUGCCAUGUUGGGUAUUAUCCACUUCUUUUCCUUUAGGGUUUGGCUUGCGGUUCCUCUUACGUUUCACCACUUGGAACUCCUCUUCCAUGGUUCUGGGCUCCAUACCAUCCUUUUUUUCUUAAUCUCCAGUGCCUUAUCAAUGGCCUUUGUCUCAACAACAUUAAGCUUAGGACAAGUGAAAGCAUGAUGGCCAUAAGUAGUGCAAUUGUAGCAAUAAUCGGGAAAGGUCUUAUAAAAACAUGUUGUUUAUGCAUUCUCCCAUUCGGCAUACGAAUCAUGAACUCAAGAAUAGGUUCUUUUGUAGCAUCAACUUCAAUCAAAACACGAGCAAAUUGGUCUCUCUCGCCUUGUUGGUUAAUUUUAUCCGUGGUGAUUGGAAUACCCACUUUUGAAGCUACUUCACUAAUAGCUUCUUCAUUCCAAAGGCCCAAAAAAAGAUUAACUAGUUCUGGAAAAACAGCAAAGGAAGAAGAAGGUGAACAGUAAACACGAACCUAAGAACUGCUCCACCCGUCAGCUGGGUAUAGUGACCUCUGUUGGUGCCUUUGCCUCGAAGCCAUAACAAAGGGCAAAGGGUGUUUCGCCCGUCGCCCUCCUCGGCGUAGUACGGUAGCACCACGGAAUGUUGGGGAGCUCAUCGGCCCAGCUGCCUCCUGCGUCCUCGAGCUUCUUCUUCAGGCCCUCCAGAAUGGUUCUGUUGGCGUUCUCAACUUGCCCGUUACGUUGAGGAUAGGCAACGGAGGAGAAACGGUGCUUGAUUCCCCACUCCUGGAGGAGCUCUUGGAAGGGUGCGGCCUCAAACUGGGUGCCGUUGUCGGAUAUUAUCUCUUUGGGGACGCCGAAGCGGGUAAGGAUAUUCUUGUGGACGAACCUCUGGCAUCUGACUCCUGUAAUGCUGGCCAAAGGUGCCGCUUCGACCCAUUUUGUGAAGUAGUCCACGGCGACGAUGAUGUAGCGGUCGUUGCCAGCGGCUCUGGGCAAAGGGCCGACCAGGUCGAUUCCCCAUCUUGAGAAUGGGAUUGCAGUGCUGACCGGGGCGUAGUUGACGGCUGGCCGACCAGGGGCCUUCUGAAGCGCCUGACAUGCAGUACACUUCCUUGCAAGAUUGGCACAAUCCCGCGCCAUCAUCGGCCAGAAAUAGCCCUGGACGAAGAGACGCCGGGACAUGCUGAAAGGGCCCUGAUAUGAGGAGCAGACGCCGCAGUGGACUUCCUCCAUGGCCACUUCAGCCUCAUCUGGGUGCAAGCAUCGGAGGAGAGUGUCGUUGUAAGAUCUUUUGUAAAGUUUCCCAUCCUCGAUGGUGUAGCUUGGGGCCCUGAGUUUGGUUAGCUUGGCUCUUUCCUCGUUCCCAAUCCGUCCCCCAGCCGGCACGUGAAGGUUGUGAUGUCGGUGAUCCAGUCCUCCGGCCGAUGUUGGAUGCACAUGACCGGGCUGGCAUGGAUGCUGGACAUGCUCAGCUCCUCGACCUUGGCUAUUUUGGAGAUGUGCUCUGGAGUGUCUGUGCUGAGCUUGGAGAGGAUGUCAGCCUCAACAUUCUCCGCCCUUCGGAUCUGGGUGAUCUCAUGGGUUUCAAAUUCCUUGAGCAGCUCCUCGGCCGCCUGCUUGUACUGUCUCAUCCUCCCCUCCUUGGCCUCGUAUGAGCCCUCGAUCUGGCCCACGACUAAAUUGGAAUCACACUUGAUUUUGAUGUGUCGUGCUUUGAGGCCGGCGGCGAGUCUAAGGCCGCUGAGGAGGGCCUCAUAUUCGGUUUCGUUGUUGGAUACCCUGAUGUUGAAGCGGAUGGCAUAAUAGGCUUUGAAUCCUUCAGGGGAGAUGAGGACGACGCUGCCCCCACAUGCUUUGGCGGCCGAUGAACCGUCAGUGAAGAGAGUCCAUGCUUCGUCUGGCUCUGACCCGGGUGUGGUAGCGGCCGUCUCCCUGGCUGUGCACUCGGUGACGAAAUCAGCCAAGGCCUGUCCCUUGAUGGAUGACCUCGACUUAAUUUUGAUCUGGAAUUGGCUGAGGAAGAUCGCCCAUUUCACCAUUCAUGAGGAACUGGUGGGGCUCUGCAUGAGUGCGCCGAGGGGUUGCUGAGUUAAGACGUGGACGACAUGGGUCUGGAAGUAGUGCCCUAGCUUUUUCACUGUAUGGAUGAUGGCCAGUACCGUCUUCUCAAUGGGGGAGUACCUGAGUUCGGCCUCCCGUAACGUCUUGCUUACGUAGAAAAUUGUCUUCUGUACCCCUUCAUCCUUGCGGAUGAGCACAGAGCUGAUGGACGACGUGCUCACCCCCAAGUACAAAAAGAGGGUUUCACCGGCUUUGGGUUUAGAAAGCACAGGGGGACGUACAAAUUGAAGACGACAACAGACCGGCUAGUAGAGUGACGACACUAGAGUCAUUGUGUGCUUAAAAAAAAUUCAAUACUUGCACUAAUACGUAGUAUAGUGUCGUAUCCACGGGGAAAGGAAUAUAGUAUCAUUCUUUCAAUUAAUUUAACACUAAGAUGAACGACUUAUGUGGUUUUAUAAAAUAGAGAUUGAGACUUGGUUUCGCUUUUUUCUACUUAAUGAAAUUUUCAUCGAUCCCGAUUAUAUCUUUAACUAUCUUCCUCUCGAAUACUCAAUCAUGGAGUAUCUCCAAUUCAUCAAGGGUAGUUAUUAAUAACGAAACGUGUUCCUCAAUAAAACUUACUAUCAAGUGAAUAUAGAACAUGUGCCAUAUAUUGACCCGAUAGUAGCAAUAAAACGUAAGAUGAAAUCGAUUGAGAUUGAUAACCUCAACACAAGUGGUUUGUUGGUUUAAUCAAUACUACCUCCGUCCCUUAAAACUUUGCCAAAGUUGACCGGCACGGAGAAUAAUAAAGUAAAAACUGUGUGGUUGAGAUUUGUGCAGAGGAGAGAGAAAAAACAGAAACCACAAAAUAAUUGAUUAAAAGGGAAAGUGACAAAGUUUUUUGGGACGUCCCAAAAAGGAAAAAUGACAAAGCUGUAAGGGACGGAGGGAGUAUAAUUAAUUCACCUUUGAUUAUUAACCAUGAGACACAUGUAUUAAUAAUCCAAGUUUACUACCAUGAAAGGAGCGAACGAUUAACAAGCGUAUUCGUCGAUCGAUUCUAGUAAUAAUUAAUAUAUGAAACAAAACUAGUUGAUCCUUUAAGUAAUGCUCAAAUAUUAAUAUGGAAUAUGAAUACGAAUGUAAUUAAUAUUCAAGGAAGAUGAUUAAAGAAAAUAACUCACAACUUACAAAUCAAUAAGCUUUAAUGUAGCAAAAUCAAGAUGGAAGGGUUUAGCUCCUCAUUUGAAGACUAAACAUACUAGAAAUUAUAAAGAAAAUACUUAACUAAGCUGAGCUUAAGAGUAUAUGUGAAUUGAUGAUUUUAUUGGGAAGGAAAAUGGGUGUAUUUAUAGGUGUUUAGAAGUGGCAUGGCUUGGUACCCGACCGGGUAUAUAGAAUACCCGAUCGGGUAUUUGAGGUAGUUUCCCGGAAAGUCACUUUUCCGAACAUACCCGAUCGGGUAUGAGCCAUACACCCGAAUCAACUCAAUACCCGAUCGUGUAUUGCCUAGAACCAAACGGGUAUAUGAAAAAUUUUCCUAAUCUUAUUUUUGUCUUGUCCCUUUGCACUUUUCUUGAUCUUUUAGAGUCCAAUCUUGAUCGUUUGAAUGAUCUUGACGCCUUUUAAGCUCAAAAUAAACAUAAUCUAAACAAAUUACAUCCAUCUAGGAAAAUAAAUUAAUUACACCAAAAAUGUGUAAUUUCCGCGAUAACCAACAAUGAAACUAAUUAACAGUGCAAUAUAAUACAUAAUAAAAAUACAAUAAUAUGAACUCCUCCAUGCUUAGUUUCUUUACUCAUCCUCCAGUAAAGUCACUGUAUCUCCAACAGUUUAAACAAACAUGAACAAGCAAAAGACAACCAAGUAAUGUUUAUAGAAUGUGUUUUACAAAGUGAAAUAUUUUCACUUAUGCACUACACACUUCAUGAUCUUGGGUUUACUUGUCUUCUAUGUUUCUCAUGGUCCUCUUGUUCAUUGUAUCGCCAAAUCCAUCUUAAAACAAUUUCUGCCAUUUCUCUCAUUUUGCUUAGAAGUCUUUUCAUUUUUUUCCUAGCCUCUCAUUUCUUUUUUUUUUUGCUUAGACUCACUCAUCAUUUUUUUGCCAAUAUUGCUUAGGUUUCCCAUUCGAGUUUUCAACCUAACUGAUAUUUCUUCUUUUUAUUAAUUCUUUCUUUUUUUGUUUUUAUAUAAUUUUUGUUUUUUGGUUUUUUUAAAAAGAAAUGUAGAAUAAAUACCGUAUAUACAAUGAAGAGUCUUCUCCUCCUUGCUAAACCGAGCAUUGUCCCUAGUGCUCGCCAUUCCCAUUGCUUGGAGUUUUGUUUUGAAAUUCUAGAGGUGGGGUGAGAUGUUUCAAGAAUUUUGAGAGGAUUUGAGAUUGGAGGGAAGUGAAAAGAUGAAAGUCUUGGGAUUUUUUGGAUUAAUUUGGUUCAAAAGGUAGGGUGAAUUUGAAGAAGAAAAGCUGUGUAGCUUUGGUGGUUUUGGGGGUUUUAGAGCUUGGGGUGUGAAGAAAAAGAAGAAUAGGGUGCCUUUUCUCACCACUUAAAAAAAUCAAAGAAAAAUAUGAAACUACUCACAUGUCAUGGGUUACCUCCCAAGCAGUGUCGUAUUUAUUGUCGUGGCUCGACUCAUCAUCUCAAUUUCAGUCUUUCAUGUUCGGGGCGUGAUGACCCAUCUUCUUCACACUUCUAGCUCGGUGACGAUUAUAGAAGGGCUCAAUUCGCCGACCACCCACUUUGACAAUCUUUUCAUGAUCAAAUAUCCGGAUUUGCAUUGCUUUAUGUUGUGAGAGUGAGGGAAAAAAUUGUAGAAAUUUGCUGCACAUUGUGAAUGAAAAGAAAUCCGAAUGAUACUCUCCCGGUUUAUUUCCAGCCGCCACAAGUACAUUUGAAUUACCCUCACAUUUGCUGAAAAUUUCACAUAUUUUAUUGUACUAUUCAAUAUUUUGAGUUUCCCUCAAAGCUUCAAGAAAUGGUGGGGAUACCCUUCUUCUUCAUCUUCUUCUGGAUUUUGGGUCACCUUUUGCAAUUCCUUCUCAUUCGUCAAUGUGAUUUCAAAAGCUUGCUGUUUAGAAUCAUGAUCUAUUUGAGAGAAAAUUAUUCCAACAUAUUUUGCUUUCAAUCGACUCACAACACAUGGUAUUUGAUUCAUUUGAUUCUCCAAAUUUUGUUCGCUUGACCUUUUUUCUUAUUUGUCAAGUUGACAGUGAGAGCCCGGACCAUGUUUCAGUGGACAUGCUAGAAUGAGAACUCAAGCAUGUACGGUCUCUCCUUAAUGGCUCAUGGUGCACAGUCCACCACAAGCGUCGUCGCCCCAGAGACCAACGCAUCCUGCAGAAUUCGAAGGUCAGCAACCACUCCUUCGUUAGGUACAACUGUUUUAACCCUUUAGAUUUGGAAGAAAACUCAAAUUUUAAUCAAGAACGGAGAGAUCCCUAUUGCACAAACCUCAGGGCAGAUAGAUAUCGCCGACCCAAAUGAGAAAAAAAGCGACGGGUAGGCAUGACCAUCAUCGUAGAACCAAAAAUCGACCCCAAUUUAUGACCGGCGAUUUUGAGUUGCGAAGCACAGCAGGCCCAUCGCCAGACAGCUUGGCUGAGACACCAGCUGACACGAACGUUGUGGUUACUCUGGCAACCAACGGACAGCUUCAGUCUGGAGGCACAUGGGCUGACCUCCUGCGCGUUGACAAAAACAAAAUGAGCUCUGGAUCUCUUCUCAGCAACAAGGACCGAGCUGCUAUUUCAGCCACAGGUUCAAAGGCCCUGCCUGGUGAGACCUGUACAAAUAAUCUCAAGAACCAUUAUUCAAAUUCCGCUUCUAGGAUAAUACAGAUGGAGACAGCUUUAACCACUAACUUAGAUAGUGAAAAUUUUUCAUUCUUCGUAGAGGAAGGUUUUGAUUCGGUCAAAAUUGAAUCAAAAUUAUUCAAAUUUGCGGUUAGAAAAAAGGAGAUGUAGUCCUUUUUGAAAUAAAAAAAUCUGUGAUGCACAAGAUUCAUUUCAAAAUUGAUCUUGCUUCUCAAAACAUCCGGUUCAUCUCCCAGUUCAAACACUCUAAGUCCAACCUUACACAGAUAAGGCGAUUUGGAGAUAUCAAGAUUUCUUUGGAUAUUACGUGAAAAUGGCUAAAGACAGGGGCACCUCCAUUCAUAUUCCUGUGGGACCGUAAAAAUACGACAUGUUUAAAUUCCUCAUAAUUUUUUCUAAUUUUGUAGGGUUACUAUAGAGAUCGAGGAUCCUAUAUCAAUCUCUAAACUGAUUCUCAACUCUUAAGUCCAGUCAGUAAGUCCCGACAAACAACAAGUCUACUAUCCAGGGAUACCACUCGAGUUGACACUGACCCAAGCCUACUCAGACGCGUCAGACAGCUUCUAUCAUAGUGAUGACUCUUUCUUCUCAAAUGACUUUUUAGGUCAUGCAACCGAAAGUGAUUGUCGUCCUCCUAUUUCAAACCAGAAAGAAAUAAGGAUCUCCAAAUUCAACAAAGCAAUUUGUUACAAAUCUGAGCUCAUUACCACGAAAAAUUGCAUACCAACGGACAAUUUAAACACACAACUCAAAAUUUACAGGAAAUCUCAGAAAAAUAAAAGGCGCCACAACAUGAGGACUAGGCCUCAGUCUACAGAUUUCUCUUGGGUUUAGCUUGUUUUUUCUUCUUCUUUUAUUUUUCUUUUAUUGUACUGCAUUUUUUUUCUAUUUCAUCUCUUGCAUUGUAUUGCUUACUAUUUUACUUUUAUUAAUAAAAUACAUUUUCUGUUCAAAA
Messenger RNA from Cuscuta europaea, 13454 nucleotides. NCBI's taxonomy places the organism in Eukaryota, Viridiplantae, Streptophyta, Magnoliopsida, Solanales, Convolvulaceae. The record is from the annotation of a GenBank genome assembly.